Styela clava is the source of this 667-nucleotide messenger RNA. RefSeq lists its product as uncharacterized. The record is from RefSeq and is a predicted model, not a curated record. NCBI's taxonomy places the organism in Eukaryota, Metazoa, Chordata, Ascidiacea, Stolidobranchia, Styelidae.
AAGUUAGUCAAUAUUAAUAAUGCCUGUCACAAUUCAUUUCGGAGAUUGCCAAAAACUUCUCUGCAAUGCUGUUUGUUAUGGCUUUCAUUUUAUGAAAUAUGUGAAAAAGAAAUGCGGUAUAUCGGAAGAUGCUGAAAUUGUUUUUACCGAUCUCAGAGGUAACGUGAAGGAGGUCGAAGAAAGUUUAGACGAAUACGCAGAUUCAUCUCUGACGUCGAUGGACGGUGAAGAAUUUGUAAUGGUUGAAGUUUGUAGAGAAAAUCGCUACAGCCAUUUAACCAAAUCAUGGCAACCAAUUGUGACGUAUAAACCCGCGUUGAAGAAUAAAAAGAUUGUCAAUUCACAGUUCAAAGCUCGACUUAAAGUUCACAAUGAUCGUUUACUGGAUGACCAUCAUACGAAGUCGUAUGCAUAUAUGGUCAGAGAGUGUGGUAUAACACGGAGAGGAACGCUGUGAAAUGAAACAACGGAUAUAUCCUGAAUGAAUUACUAAUGUGUUUUGUUUAUCACACCUUUUUUAGUUUUCAUACGCGGCAUCAUAUUGCAAAUUUUCGUUAUGCAAAAGGAUUAUAAUGAUAGCAAACUUUUUAUAAAAACGUAUAUUAUCCUAGAUGUUUUAGUCCCAAAACAAUUCACUGUUGUACUUUUCGUUGAUUACUUAUAUUAU